Messenger RNA from Nematocida major, 1989 nucleotides. RefSeq lists its product as uncharacterized. The transcript has a single exon. The record is from RefSeq and is a predicted model, not a curated record. Bases 1 to 1989 code for a protein of 662 amino acids. NCBI's taxonomy places the organism in Eukaryota, Fungi, Microsporidia.
AUGAAAUCGUCAACAAGCACAGUGGCUUCGCUAAAGCCGCUCAGAGUAUUUUCUAAAAGCAAGCUAUUGAAAGAGAAAGGAAGCAGCACGCCGGAAAAGGGUGCAAAAGAGUAUUUGAAGGAGCUUAGUCGGUAUUUGAAGGAACUGUCCAGCUUGGACAGCCGGAUUAGAAAGAGAAGCUCCCUGCUGUCAACAAACUACAGCGAAAUCAGCAGUGUUUCGUCUUCAAAGGACCCGCACAUGCUCCAGAAGAUCCUAAGGCUCAAGCUGACGCUUCUGAUUGAGCGAAAGGACCGGCUCCUGGAAGAGAUCAGCAGCGUGCACUCGUCCCUUAUGGCGCAGAAGAGCCAGAUAGUGUCCAGCCUUGAGUCAGGCCGGCCCAGCCAGUCCUUCAGCCUGUACUCCUCGUCGGAAAACAGAGUCAGUCUCGCAAGCAUUCAAAACUCGCUGAACCAGAAGGUGCUUGAGCACUACUCCAAGUACAACCAGGCGCUGCAGGAGGUAGAAGAGCUUGUGAAAGACUCUUCAAUCAGCAAAAGCGACAGAAAGGCCAUCUUCUCUAUCCUUUUCCCGACACACUCAAACGACAACUAUCCGCUUCUAACAAAGGCUUUCCGAAGGGUGUUUGGCUCUAGAGUUUCCACAGGCACGCAGUUUAUCAAAGACAUCAUCAGAAAAAGCUCCUGCCCAGAAAUACACAUUUCAAGCUCCUCCGACUCGUUUGAGAUGCUGUCCUGCUAUGUGCACUUUGUGCGGAACAAUCUGCUGAUUUCAUCGAGCUUCGUUUUUGGGCUGGUCAGCACCAUAUGCAUAGUUAUGUGGAAGUGCAUGCUUCCCAUGCUUUCAAGCGCCAGCACCCCAGCCCUUGCUGUGAGCGCGUGCGCUUUAGCUGCGCUGCUCUUCAGCUGGGCCUCGUUCGGGGUGUUUAUUCGGUUCUUCUCUUGGACGUUUGGAUACUCGCACCGGUCUCUGGCCAGCUUGCCGUUUAGCUCUUUGCUAGGAAGCUCGUCUUCCAGCAGCAGCGAGAGCAGCAGCAAAGGAAGCAGCAACAACAGCAACAGCAACAACAGCAGCAGCGAGUCUUCCAGCAUGGCAAGCAUAAUGCCGUCUAAGAGCGAGGUGUUCUAUUCUUCGCUUUUGCCGUCAGAAAGCACUAGCAAGCUUUCAAACAGCAGCGCGCCGUCCAGCCAAAGCAGCGGCAGCUCCAGUCAGCCAUCUAGCAGCCAUAGCAGCAGCCAUAGCGAUAGUUUGCUUUCCAGCUCGCACAAAAGCAGCUCCAGCCAGCCAUCUAGCAGCCAUAGCAGCAGCCAUAGUGAGUCUUCCAGCUCGCACAAAAGCAGUGCGCUGUCCAGCCAAAGCGUUGGAAGCAGCUCAGCCCAGGCAUCUAGCAGCAACAGCAGCAGUAGCAGCAGUAGCAGCAACAGCCAUGGCUCGAUGGGCAGCAGCUCUGUCAGCAUGCCUUUAUCAAAGUCGAUUUUCGGAUCGAACUCUAGCAGACCUUUAUCCAGCUCUAUGUCUAGUUCUGUGCCCAGUUCUAUGUCGAGUUCUAUGUCUAGUUCUGUGCCCAGCUCUAUGUCGAGUUCUGCGGCCAGUUCUGCGCACAGCUCUCAAAAAAGCAGGCUAAGCGAAGGAACCAGUGACAUUUUUGAAAUGAGCUCAGAGUUUUUCCACUUCUUCCCGCUUUUUGCUGCAAACGCCAUGACCUCGGUGGGGCUCAGCAUCUGCAUGAUAUUCUGCUUCCACUCUGCAAUUUCUUUCUUCUCAAAAAGAAGUGCCAGCAGCCUGUUCUUGCUGCUCUGCGCAGGAUACUCCAUUCUAAGCAUCUGCAUGACCGUGGAAAAGUCCAUGUCGCUCUUCAAGUCUUCGCAUAAAAGCUCUCCCAUGCGCGUGCUUUCGCUCUCUUCGCUGAUUCUUUCAGCGGUACUGAUUGUUUCCGUGUCGUCCUUUGGGGUCCUUGAGGUGCUUUCUCUUCUCAGCCACACAAGAUAG